GAGGAUCUCCAUUGAAAUAAACAACCAGGCAGCAGUUAUUAACACGGGAACAUGGCGGCCGCAGCCUGGGCUCCCGCGGCUGCGGCGAAGGUCAGCGCCGACGGCAGCCGGCACCUGACGGCGUGACGGCCCCACUGAUUCCGCUCAGAUUUGGCUUCAGAUGAACAGAUCUUCUGCACUGUGUACAGGCACAGCUGCUGAUAUGUAUUCAAGAUGAGUGGGAUGGGAGAAAACACCUCUGACCCAUCCAGGGCAGAGACAAGAAAACGCAAGGAAUGCACUGACCAGCUUGGACCCAGUCCCAAAAGGAGCACCGAGAAACGUAAUCGUGAGCAGGAAAAUAAGUACAUCGAAGAGCUUGCAGAGCUGAUUUUUGCAAAUUUUAAUGAUAUCGACAACUUCAACUUCAAACCUGACAAAUGUGCAAUCUUAAAAGAAACUGUGAAGCAGAUUCGCCAGAUCAAGGAGCAAGAGAAAGCAGCAGCGGCCAACAUAGAUGAAGUGCAGAAGUCAGACGUGUCGUCCACAGGGCAGGGUGUCAUCGACAAGGAUGCACUGGGGCCUAUGAUGCUUGAGGCCCUCGAUGGCUUCUUCUUUGUGGUGAACCUAGAAGGCAACGUGGUGUUCGUGUCGGAGAAUGUGACACAAUACCUAAGGUAUAACCAGGAAGAACUGAUGAACAAGAGUGUCUACAGCAUCCUGCAUGUCGGGGACCACACUGAAUUUGUCAAGAACCUGCUGCCCAAGUCCAUAGUGAAUGGGGGAUCUUGGUCUGGUGAACCUCCCAGGCGGAACAGCCAUACCUUCAACUGUCGGAUGCUGGUGAAGCCUUUACCUGAUUCAGAAGAGGACGGCCAUGAGAACCAGGAAGCGCACCAGAAAUAUGAAGCUAUGCAGUGCUUUGCUGUGUCUCAGCCUAAGUCCAUCAAAGAGGAAGGAGAAGAUUUGCAGUCCUGCUUGAUUUGUGUGGCACGAAGAGUCCCCAUGAAGGAAAGACCAGCCCUUCCCUCAUCAGAGAGCUUUACCACCCGCCAAGACCUCCAAGGCAAGAUCACUUCUCUGGACACCAGUACCAUGAGAGCUGCCAUGAAACCGGGCUGGGAGGAUCUGGUGAGAAGAUGCAUUCAGAAGUUCCACACACAGCACGAAGGGGAGUCUCUGUCCUAUGCGAAGAGACAUCAUCACGAAGUUCUGAGACAAGGCUUGGCAUUUAGUCAAAUCUACCGUUUUUCUUUGUCCGAUGGCACUCUUGUUGCUGCACAGACGAAAAGCAAACUCAUCCGUUCUCAGACAACUAACGAGCCUCAGCUUGUAAUAUCCUUACACAUGCUUCACAGAGAGCAGAAUGUAUGUGUAAUGAAUCCGGAUAUGACUGGACAAGCGAUGGGGAAGCCAUUGAAUCCAAUUAGCUCUAGCAGCCCUGCCCAUCAGGCCAUGUGCAGUGGGAACCCAGGUCAGGACAUGACCCUCAGUAGCAAUAUAAAUUUUCCCAUGAAUGGCCCAAAGGAACAAAUGGGCAUGCCUCUGGGCAGGUUUGGUGGUUCUGGGGGCAUGAACCAUGUAUCAGGCAUGCAAGCAACCACUCCUCAGGGUAGUAACUAUGCACUCAAAAUGAACAGUCCCUCACAAGGCAGCCCCGGCAUGAACCCAGGGCAACCCACCUCCAUGCUCUCACCACGGCAUCGCAUGAGCCCCGGCGUGGCUGGCAGUCCUCGCAUCCCACCCAGUCAGUUUUCCCCUGCAGGAAGCUUGCAUUCCCCUGUGGGAGUUUGCAGCAGCACAGGAAAUAGCCAUAGUUAUACCAACAGUUCCCUCAAUGCACUGCAAGCCCUCAGCGAGGGCCAUGGGGUCUCAUUAGGGUCAUCGUUGGCUUCACCGGACCUAAAAAUGGGCAAUUUGCAAAACUCCCCAGUUAAUAUGAAUCCUCCCCCACUCAGCAAGAUGGGAAGCUUGGACUCCAAAGACUGUUUUGGACUUUAUGGGGAGCCAUCGGAAGGUACAACUGGACAAGCAGAGACCAGCUGCCAUCCUGGAGAACAAAAGGAGCCCAAUGAUUCCAGCAUGCCCCAGGCGGCCAGCGGGGAGAGGGCCGAGGGCCACAGCCGGCUACAUGACAACAAAGGGCAGACCAAACUCCUCCAGCUGCUGACCACCAAGUCUGACCAGAUGGAGCCUUCUCCCUUGCCCAGCUCUUUGUCAGACACAAGCAAGGACUCUGCGGGUAGCUUGCCUGGGCCUGGGUCAACACAUGGCACCUCGCUCAAGGAGAAGCAUAAGAUUUUGCACAGACUCUUACAGGACAGUAGCUCCCCUGUGGACUUGGCCAAGUUGACAGCAGAAGCCACAGGCAAAGAGCUGAGCCAGGAGUCCAGCAGCACAGCUCCUGGGUCAGAAGUGACUGUCAAGCCAGAGCCAGUGAGCCCCAAGAAGAAAGAGAAUGCACUACUUCGCUAUUUGCUCGAUAAAGAUGAUACUAAAGAUAUUGGUUUACCGGAAAUAACCCCCAAACUCGAGCGACUGGACAGUAAGACAGAUCCUGCCAGUAAUACAAAACUAAUAGCUAUGAAAACUGUGAAAGAGGAGAUGAGCUUUGAACCCAGUGACCAGCCUGGCAGCGAGCUGGACAACCUGGAAGAGAUUUUGGAUGAUUUGCAAAAUAGUCAAUUAUCACAGCUUUUCCCAGACACAAGGCCAGGAGCCCCUGCUGGGUCAGUUGACAAGCAAGCCAUCAUCAAUGACCUCAUGCAACUCACCGCGGACAGCAGUCCCGUUGCACCUGUUGGAGCCCAGAAAGCAGCGCUGCGAAUGUCACAGAGCACUUUUAAUAACCCACGACCAGGGCAACUGGGCAGGUUAUUGCCAAACCAGAAUUUACCACUUGACAUCACAUUGCAAAGCCCAACUGGUGCUGGACCUUUCCCACCAAUCAGAAACAAUAGCCCCUACUCAGUGAUACCUCAGCCAGGAAUGAUGGGUAAUCAAGGGAUGCUAGGAAGCCAAGGAAACUUAGGGAACAAUAGCACAGGAAUGAUUGGCAGUAACACUUCUCGGCCCGCCAUGCCUUCUGGGGAAUGGGCACCACAGAGUACGGCUGUGAGAGUCACUUGUGCUGCUACUACUGGUGCCAUGAACCGGCCAAUCCAAGGAGGCAUGAUUCGGAACCCAACAGCCAGCAUCCCCAUGCGAGCCAACAGCCAGCCUGGCCAAAGACAGAUGCUUCAGUCUCAGGUCAUGAACAUAGGGCCUUCGGAGUUAGAAAUGAACAUGGGAGGACCUCAGUAUAAUCAACAGCAAGCUCCUCCAAAUCAAACUGCCCCAUGGCCUGAGAGCAUCUUGCCUAUAGACCAGGCAUCUUUUGCCAGCCAGAACAGGCAGCCGUUUGGCAGCUCCCCCGAUGACCUGCUGUGUCCACAUCCUGCAGCAGAGUCUCCCAGUGAUGAGGGCGCUCUUCUGGACCAGCUGUAUCUGGCCUUGCGGAACUUCGAUGGCCUUGAGGAGAUUGAUAGAGCUCUGGGGAUCCCAGAACUGGUCAGCCAGAGCCAAGCUGUAGAUCCAGAACAGUUCUCAAAUCAAGAGUCCAACAUGAUGCUGGAGCAGAAGGCCCCUGUUUUCCCACAGCAGUAUGCGUCUCAGGCACAAAUGGCCCAGGGUAGCUACAAUCCCAUGCAAGAUCCAAACUUUCAUACCAUGGGACAGCGGCCUAAUUACACCACACUCCGUAUGCAGCCCCGACCAGGGCUCAGGCCCACGGGCCUCGUGCAGAACCAGCCAAACCAACUGAGACUUCAACUUCAGCAUCGCCUCCAAGCACAGCAGAAUCGCCAGCCACUUAUGAAUCAAAUCAGCAAUGUUUCAAAUGUGAACUUGACUCUGAGGCCUGGAGUACCAGCACAGGCUCCUAUUAAUGCCCAGAUGCUGGCCCAGAGGCAGAGGGAAAUCCUCAACCAGCAUCUUCGGCAGAGACAAAUGCAUCAGCAACAGCAGGUGCAGCAGCGAAACCUGAUGAUGAGAGGACAAGGGUUGAAUAUGACCCCAAGCAUGGUGGCUCCUAGUGGUAUACCAGCAACCAUGAGCAAUCCCCGGAUUCCCCAGGCCAAUGCUCAGCAGUUUCCAUUUCCUCCAAACUACGGAAUAAGUCAACAACCUGAUCCUGGUUUUACUGGGGCUACGACACCCCAGAGUCCUCUAAUGUCCCCCCGGAUGGCACACACCCAGAGUCCCAUGAUGCAGCAAUCUCAAGCCAACCCAGCCUACCAGCCCCCCUCGGACAUGAACGGAUGGGCACAGGGGAGCAUGGGCGGAAACAGCAUGUUUUCACAACAGUCCCCACCACACUUCGGGCAACAAGCAAACACCAGCAUGUACAAUAACAACAUGAACAUCAAUGUGUCCAUGGCAACCAACACAGGUGGCUUGAGCAACAUGAACCAGAUGACAGGACAGAUCAGUAUGACCUCAGUGACCUCCGUGCCUACGUCGGGGCUGUCCUCCAUGGGUCCUGAGCAGGUAAAUGACCCUGCUCUGAGGGGAGGCAACCUUUUCCCAAACCAACUGCCUGGAAUGGACAUGAUCAAGCAGGAGGGAGAUGCAUCUCGGAAAUACUGCUGACCCUACAGGUAGCAGUCUGCUUCUAUCUUCAACCCACGGGGCUUAUUUGCUCCAAACACUGACCAGUCUGCAGAGCUGCAUCUCUUUAUUCUGACCCACCUGACCUGCCACCGGUUCCCCCCAGGACACAUCAGCAGACAGUUGGGCGCUGGCCCCAGCAGAGAGUGUGCUGGCUUGGCUGCCACUGGAAGCGCUGCCUCUGCUGCCAGCCUGAAGCUCGCCUCCAGACCAUCUCGCAGUCUGUCCACUGCAUUCACCUUAGUGCAACUUAGAUCUCUCCUGCAAAGAAUAUGUGGACAGGCAAACGUCAUGCCCAUUCAGAUUGAAUGUAUCUAAAUGUAUGUAUCUAAGGAGAACCAUGCUCUUGUUCUGUUCCUGUUGAGUUCCACAUACUGGGUUCUUGCUUUGUUUUCCUUGGCUAAUCAGUCUAGUACAAAAGAUUACAAUCCUGUCUAGAGAAAAGAAAGGAAUUUUUUAACAAAGUCAAGCACGAGGUGUUCUAAGCUAAAUCCUGCAUUUGGGAUGGAAGCAGGGCAGCACUGAGCAAGGCUGUAUGUACCAGCACACCCAGCGAGCUGGAGUCAUAGCCUGCAGGAAGGAGCGCCCAGUGUUUGAACGGAUGAGGCGCCUGAAAGAGCGCUCUUCACGUAAAACCUGGAAAUCUGUUCAAGGUUUCCUCUUUCUGAAAACCAAACUAGGUCCCCCAAAUCAGGAGUAAGAGAACAUUAAUUUCUAAAUUGUGUUUUUAGAUUGAUCAGCUGGUUUGAAUUGGCAUCUCCUCCCCUCUCUGGCCCUGACCUCUGCCUCCCCUCCCUGCCUUCUCUUAUCCCUCCUACUUUCGUGGCUUUUAAAUAAAAACAACAGCAACAGAAACCAGCUUAGCCAUGCAUCCUGUCAGCGUUUCUAGCCACUUAGCAACAGCUUACAUCAAAAGUGCAUUUCCUGUCAAGGAGAGGAAGACAGUGGAGAAGGGACACCAGUCAGGCUGCGACACCUGCGUAGGAAGGCCUGGGCUACCGCAUCCGCUCUGGCCACCGAACGAGAGAGUGCCGAUGAAAUCGACAGCAGACAUCACGACAGAUCUGACCUCUGCCAUGAGUUUUUUUAUUUUGUUUUUUAGCAGUGCUGACAAAGCCGAAGUUUUGUAAGGUACAUAAAAAUCCAGUUUAUAUGUAAACAAGCAAUAAUUUAAGUUCAGAACUUAAGUGUUUUAAUUGUAUAAUUUUGUGAGGUAUACAUAUUGUGGGAUUGACUCAAAAAUGAGGUACUUCAGUAUUAAAUUAGAUUUAUCUUCAUAGCAAUGUCUCCUAACGGUGUUUUGUAAAGGCUGCCAAUGCCUUGAUUGGACCUGAUUUGUAGACUUAAGUCUUUUUGUUUUCUAAACCUUGAGAUUCUGCUCAUGAAUCAUGUACCUAAUCUAUAUGAUAUGCAGCCGCUGUAGGAACCAAGUCUUGAUUUUAUAUGUUUAUAUUCUUUCUUAAUAAACCUUAGAAAGACUACACAUUACUAGCAGCGCACUUUUAUGGUUGUUUUUCUUGCCCACUCUGUCGGGGAAUAGCCUUUGUUAACUGGUAUCAGAUUCCAACAACUGCAGUACCCAGAACUAAGACCUUUUCAAUUCUCCGCAGCCCCAAUAUACAUACUUUGUUACCUAAAUUUCAGAAUGGUAUCUUUUUGAUGUCUAAAAACAAAACAUUUUAUAAUAUGUCAUUAGCCAAGCUUUCUAGUAACAGAAGUUUUUCCUUGAAAUUUAACUGUUUAUUCGUGGCAGGGUGAAAAACAUUUAAACUACCCUAUUUCUAUUUAUGUCUCUAUAUAUCUAUAGAUUGUGGAAAUAGAGAAAAGAGAUAUGGCCCAAAGACAAAUGGUAAAUCGUCUGAAAAUGUUGCUCCAAGCUAAAGAACUUUCUGGAAAUUUGCAUUCCGAUACCUUUUCCACUUUGAGAGGAAUCUCAGUGCAGGGAGGUGGCCAGGGACAGCACUUCCCAGUGACCACCAGUUCAUGCAUCCACUCAAGGCUCCAGGGAGCAGAUGGAGGCCGGGAGCUCUAGGCCCUCCCCCAGGAGUGAGGCUCAUGUGGUGUACUGCUAAAGGUGACCCAUUCUCAGAUCAAUGUUCAAAAAUACGUGAGGUAGGAUAACUCUCAGCUUGACACGGCACAAGAGAAAACGGAGUUUAAAGCAGAUUUGUUUUGAAUUUUAAGUCCCAUUUCCCGAUAACACCAGCCACAAUACCGAACUUUCCAUAUUCAUGCGUUCUACCGCUGUUUUCCAAUAUCAAUCCCGACCGGGCAGUCAGAGUAACCGUGAUCAGGGCGUGAAGAGAGGGUAAACUCUCUCCCCACAAUUGUUUUUACAUCUCAUUAGGAGUAUGAAGUAAGUGAAGGGGGUCCUCUGAUCAUGUUCUCACAGAAGCAAAUGCCAAAUCAGCGCCCUUCUCCAUCAGUAUUCCUCAUGCUAUUCACGGUAAAUUUGUACUUGGUUUUGGUUUAGCAGGACAUAGAAUCAGUGUUUUUCUUAUACUGCUCAAUGUGAAAAGCAUACCCACCUUAACUCGGUUGUAGAACCCAUCUAAGUGUUCAUGUACCGUGGUAAGUUUUAAAAGUGAAGUGAGCUGUGUUACUACAACAGAUUCUUUUGACUCAAAGAAUAAAACACCCCCCCCACGUGUAUCUUUUACGGCCUGUAAUAAUUGAAAGCAAUGGUUUUUUGCAGUUUAAGAUGCAACUUUUAAUCUGUGUUUUUAACUGGAGUUCAUAUGGGUGUGACACAUGAACUGGGAGGCACAGAUCCACUUGCAGAACCCAAAGAUACACAAUCAAUUUUGAAAUGCAACUUAAGCCAUUAAUUGUUGGUGUGAAUUUAAAAUUUUCUAGUGUUUGUAUGGUAGUAUGCUGCCUAAGAGCAAAGCACUCUCUGCACAAAAGAAAAUUACUGUAGUGGCUUCGAUUUUAAUUAGAAUUUUCUCCCUGGUGUUUCUUUAUAGACUAAAACGAAAUCUUUUAAGUUUCUUACUACAGGUAAAAGCUAUGUGCAAGAACCUCAAAAUGCUAAAACCUAGCAUAAUGCCUUAGAUCUGUUUUUAAGUCUUGUAUAUUCCUACAUAGCUGUCCAAUGUAUUAUAUUUGUAUAGUGAAUUGUGUACAAUUUUUGAACAAGUGCAUCAUCACUUACCCUUAUGUUAUUGAACAGUGAUGAUGAUCCAUUUCUUCAAACAUUUAACUGUCAUUUUUUUUGUCAUUCGUGGAUUUUAUUUGUACAGUUCCUCAUGAAGUUGCAUCUGAGAUAUGUGUAUAUGAAAAGAUUAUACAAGGGUAAAAUUAAGCAAUAUAUUAACUAUGGUUCUUCAGGAGAAAGCUUACAGUGUUUCAGGUUGUGAUUUAUUUUCAAAACAGAGUUGGCUCUGAACAUCACUUUGUUCAUCUGCAUUGAUGUUUGUAUUUCUAGUGUGAGCAGUUUAUGCAAAGGUAGAUAUAUUCAGAGAAAUUUUAAAUACAUUUAUGCAAGUUACUAUUGCUUUGCUGAUGCUAUUUGCUUAUUUGAUGUUAAAUAAUGCUAUUGUAAAUAAAGAAUCUGUUGUUACUGCAUCAUUUAAUAAAUUUUAAUGCCUUCGGGUUUUACAUGG
Molecule: messenger RNA, 8231 nt
Organism: Alexandromys fortis (reed vole)
Lineage: Eukaryota; Metazoa; Chordata; Mammalia; Rodentia; Cricetidae
Gene: Ncoa2
Product: nuclear receptor coactivator 2
Exons: 23
Coding region: 214-4608 (1464 amino acids)
Biological process (GO): positive regulation of transcription by RNA polymerase II; cellular response to hormone stimulus
Cellular component (GO): nucleus
Molecular function (GO): protein dimerization activity; nuclear receptor binding
Source: RefSeq, a predicted model, not a curated record